Papilio machaon (common yellow swallowtail) is the source of this 939-nucleotide messenger RNA. RefSeq names its product phytanoyl-CoA dioxygenase, peroxisomal. The record is from RefSeq and is a predicted model, not a curated record. Gene Ontology annotation, molecular function: phytanoyl-CoA dioxygenase activity. Lineage: Eukaryota; Metazoa; Arthropoda; Insecta; Lepidoptera; Papilionidae. The transcript has 5 exons. Gene Ontology annotation, biological process: fatty acid alpha-oxidation. Bases 16 to 855 code for a protein of 279 amino acids.
AAGCGCGUUACAACAAUGAGUACGAAAGUAAAUCUGCUUACGUUCAGAAUUAGCAAGAUGGGCAUACUGACGGCUGAAGAAAAGCAGUUCUACAAGGAUAACGGCUACAUCCUCAUCCGAAACCCCUUCACCGCCCAGGAGUUGGAGGAGCUGUCUACAGAGUACGACGACCUGUUCCGCCGGAAGAACGAGGCCAAGACCGAGAGCUCGUGGGUCGGCAGCGACGAGACAAAUAGGAAAAGUGACAGUCCAUACACGGUGAAGGGUAUACACAAUUUGCAGAUGCAUCACGCGGUGUUUGGCAAACUGCUCUACCACGAUAAGUUGUUGGACGCGCUAGAGGACGUCAUGGAGACAAAGAACAUCGUUCUUCAUCACACUAAAGCUCAUUACAAGCCGCCGGAAAAGGGGGCCUCAUAUCCAAUGCACCAGGACUACCAUUACUUCCCGUACAAGAACGACUCCAUGGUGGCAGCGUUCAUCCACUUGGACGACGCGUCGCCGGAGAACGGAGGGCUGUGCGUGUUCCCGGGCUCGCACAAGCUGGGACCGCUGGAAGACGUGGGCGUGCGUGAUAACUCGCACUUCCAUUAUGUUGACCAGAGCAAAUUUCCCAUAGAGAAGUCGACCCCUGUGAUGGCGCGCCGCGGGGACGUGGUGAUCUUCAGUUACCUGCUGGUGCACGGCAGUCCGGCCAAUCUGUCUGCGCGCGCGCGCCGCAUGCUGCUCGUGCAGUACGCGGACGCGCACGACGUGCCCACGGCGGGGGAGCGCGCGCAGCCCGCGCGCGGCCUCGUGCUCAGGGGCGUUAACUUGUAUCGCGACGCUACAGUCGCCAACCGACAUGUAGAGUAAUCGAUUCACUAGACUCAACUACGUUUAAAGAAACAUAAUAUUGUCUUUUCAUCUUUAUAUAUCGAGUUUUUAUCAUCUUCUUUG